CGAGGACUCUGACGGUGAAGCUGUAGGCAACCACUUGCCGCAGACGUUCGUGACCGAACCUACGCCUAGGGGAGCCUCUACCGCUACCUUCACCAGCAUGGCACGCUCCGAUUUGCCUCAACUGCAGACCAACCUGGACAGAGUGAUCGAAAAGGGCUCGCUGGCCUCGUCUUUCGCUACCCUUACCCCGGUCGAUGACGAUGCGCCUAGAGAAUCUUUCGAUUUCACUGGCGAAUACGCACAGCUGAACGAAAACGGAUGCCGACAGAGUUUCUUGGCGGAACUCGAUCGACUGGGUCUCGUAAUUGAUGAGACCGAUAAUAUUCCCGAAGCGAAAGGGGCCAAAGAGAUCCAGCCUACGAUAACCAAGAGGAGUUCACUCAACAGAGAUUUCAAAUUUGGAAGGCCCGCUCCAGCUCCCCUCGAACGAGCGCAAUCAGCAAUCCCUAGCGGAGGGAUCCCGUUCGUUCCAAGGCAUUCUCAGCAUCUCCCGGACGAUUCGCUAUUUUCUUUCGCGAGUAUGAGCAGCGUAGGAAGGGUCGUGGACACGGGGAUAUCGGGGAAUUUCGUUAAUCUCUUUGAGCGCGAAUUUGCGGCCGCUCAGAACUCUCGACCGACGCAGUUGCACUCUGCGCACAAGAGCUGGACAGACAGUCUCAGAUCGUCCGUUGGCCGAAGCAGAGGAUCGAUUGAUUCAAUAGAUUCAGCUUUGGAGAACACUAGGGGAUCUCGUCACAGGCGCAAGAACAGCUCUGUCGAUAGCGCUCAUUCUGCCAUGCGACGCAUAGGUCGGCCGGGGGUGGACUCGGAUAGGAUGUUCAAGACGAACUGUCUAUAUUCUAUUGCUGGUUCCCCAUCAAACAGCCAAGCAUCUCCCUCCGAGACAAAAACUCUCGGUAAAGGAUCAGUUAGAGGUCCAGGAAACGCCAAGCCGUCGUACGAUACCCUGCUAGAUUACAAGCCGUCCGGGAGCAAGCUAGACUCGCUCUACGAUCAGACAAGGCAGAGCACAAUUUCACAAGGUGACGACUCGCUGUUUUCCACUUCCAGUAGGAAUCAGUCGUUCUCGCUCUUCCGCCCUCGCCCCAUAUCUUGCAUCAGCGAUCGAAGCGAGGUCGACUCAUCCUCACAAGACGCUUCGCCUCUAGCUCGCAAGAGCGGUGAAAUGCUUCGCCGCUCCCAGGACGUGGAGCGCCGAGGAGGACAUGACCGACAACAGUCGACGGUUGAUCAGUCCCGCAGUUCUCGCACGUUGGAAGCCAUAGGAGACGACUCUUUCACGUCGAUCGAGAGCACGAAUAAGCCUCUUCCCCCGAGAAACUCCUUCUCCAGGAGCAUUCAAGCGCGCUUGUCGUCGACGCCUCGUCUGAUUUCACCUUCCGGCAGCGAGCCUUCGAGCAAACCAUCCACGGAUGUGCAAUCGAUCAUCAGUGCGAUGUUGGAUCCUCCUGUUACCAAGCCAAUGCGCGAACCGAAAGUGCGAACGGCCUCCCAGGUCGAAUCGGGAAUCCAAGCACAAGAUGACCGUCGAAAUGGCUGGGAGAAGAGAGAGACAAUGGAUUCUCUUGUCUCGAAAUAUACCUCAGGAUCAUCUCGCGACAGCAUGAAACGAUGGGUGGACUGGCAGCGCGAGGCCGAGCUCGAGAUCGAAAAAUCCAAGAUGGCUUGGGCGGACACGGAUGCUAGUCGAGCGGUCGUGGACAAAUUCAAACCGCCUAGCAAUCUUGAAGAUGUAGCUCGGCUCAUCCAGAUUUCCCGAUACGUCAAUACGUCAUUGGCAGAAGCUUCGCCAGGCAAGCAAAUCGCUCGCCGAGCGCAGGUACCUAUGGAUGCUUUCGAUAAGGCUAUCGCAGAGAGCGCCGUUCAACCUCCCCAACAUAGGCCUGCAGCCUUACCUACCAAGUUUCAGCGGACUGACACUGCGGGCACCAUCGCCUCGAUAACCGGUUCAAUAACCCCUAGCACCCCGUCCGGUUUGUUCUCAUUCGCUAUGACCCAGCCGGUCCGAGAGUCGCCGGUCCGGCUACCAUUGGUGGAUACUAGUAACGUGCACGGAACGUCGCCCUCUCGACGAUCUCCUAGAAAAUCUUUGACGAAAAAGAACACGAAAACCAUUGGCCCAGUUCGCAGUCGUGUGACAUCUACAGCAAGUGCCCGCAGAGCAAAGCUGGGAUGGGGGCGACGACGAGACUCGGCGACAGCACCGGUGCCCAAAGUAUCGGGCCCACGUACGCCAUCGAAGCGAAGUUCAGGAGAAGACGAUGAAAGGCGGCAAGACAACGGUCCCUUGCUUGAUGACCGAAGGCGUAGUGGCUACAAGGCUAGGAAUUCUCAAAACAGGCGAAGUAUUCGCGCUUAGUAAUCAUAAUGUCUCUUUCCCUCUUGGUCCCUCCCGUAUCU
This is a messenger RNA of Filobasidium floriforme, 2400 nucleotides long. RefSeq lists its product as uncharacterized. Bases 98 to 2359 code for a protein of 753 amino acids. The record is from RefSeq and is a predicted model, not a curated record. The transcript is spliced from 5 exons. NCBI's taxonomy places the organism in Eukaryota, Fungi, Basidiomycota, Tremellomycetes, Filobasidiales, Filobasidiaceae.